Messenger RNA from Panicum virgatum (switchgrass), 1719 nucleotides. RefSeq lists its product as uncharacterized. The record is from RefSeq and is a predicted model, not a curated record. The transcript is spliced from 2 exons. Lineage: Eukaryota; Viridiplantae; Streptophyta; Magnoliopsida; Poales; Poaceae. The coding region runs from base 509 to 1381 and encodes 290 amino acids.
CUUGCCGCUGCCGACCACCGCUCGCCCUUCGCUCUGCAUCCCCACGAUGGCGCCUAGUCACCCGCCCAGUCAGCACCGUUCCCUCGCGGUCUCGCCUCUUCUCUCUUUCUCUCCCUUCGGCUCGCCGCCGAGCCAUGGAGGCUCUGCCACCGGCUGCUGGUUCGCCCGUCCCCCGCACUGUGCGGGCCCCGCGACCUCCUGCCGUUCCUCCUGCUCGCCACGCUGCACGGGCCUGCGGGACACGAUGGCCUCGACCUCCUCGUCGACGCUGUAGUCGAAGGAGCCGCCAAGCAAGUAGGUGCGCCGGCGCUCCGAAGUCUAGCGGACGUGCCCCUCCUCCCCACGCGCGCUGCUCCCUUGCAUCUGGGCCGCCCCUGUAGUCCAACGCCGGCGUCCCGCCCCUGCAGACUAGCGCCCGGCGAUCUGCCCCUGCAGUACAGCGGCCGGCAACCCGCCUCCUUUGCAGCACCCGCUUCCCUCUCCGAUUCUUCUCCACCGAACAAUCAAGAUGCUAGCAGCUGCAGCCCUUGCAAUUUCUCCCUCCCUCUCACAAACCAGCGUGCAUCUGUUCGUGUUCUUCCACGGCUCGCCCGAUUCGCCGUCCCUAGAUGCAGCCGGUCGCAGCCACGAGCACCAUGAGCUGCGUGUCGCCGACUUGCACCCGUUCCACCCGUCCUCGUCACCGUUACAUCGCCGGAGCGCCACCGCCGUGAGGAGCCGAGCACCGCCGCUUCCCUUGCACCGAUUCGUCGUUCCCGCUGCACGCCGGCGAGGACUGACGCCACCACGUGCACCUCUCGCCAAGACGCAUACAAUCUCCGGGUCCUCGUCGCCCAUUAGCCACCACAGCGCCGUCCCCGCUUGGACAUCCUGUGCGUCGGCCGCCUCCUCCGAUUCCGGCAGCCACGUUUGUCCCCCGCCCCUGGCCCUCCGAGAAGGUGGCGUUAGCGGCGGGUGCGGCGGCCCUGUUCGCGACGGCGUCCGCGCCGGCGGCGGGACGCGCCUGCUCGCGACGCCGUCCGCGCGCCGAGGCCUAGCACCACGCCCCUGUCACCGCGACGGCAUCCACGUGCUCCGGCCAUGGGCCCUGCUCGCGACGGCGUCCGCGCCGGCAGCGGGGCGCGUCUGCUCGCGACUGCAUCCGCGUGCUCCGCCCCAGCGCAGGCGGCCCGGCUGCUUCGCGCGCUGCCUCGCCACGACAUGCGCUCCAUGUUUCUCGCGCGCGGAGGCCACGUCGCUCGUCCCUGCGUUGGAGGCGGCGCCAUUCUUCCCCACGGGGGCCACGUUCUGCCUUCGCCAACGCCGGCCGGUCCGUGGAAGAGAUGGCGUCACUGACUUAACUGACAGAGUGCUACAUUCGGGUAACGUUGGAGCUUUUUAGUGAUAUUUUACGGUGCCAUAUGGUUUUAGUGGUAUUUUACUAAAGUCAUCGUCUUUUGAUGCUACACAGCCAAUUUUCCCAUAAGAAAAAUCCACGGGAUAAGAUGGAGAGGGUUUCAUAUAUUGGCGACGCCGACCGAUGGGCUCGACACUUAUGUCAACUUUGGAAAAACUCCGUAAGAUGGAGAGGGUUUCAUAUGUUGGCGACGCCGAUCGAUGGGCUCGACACUUAUGUCAACUUUGGAAAAACUCUGUCUCUUAUACCAGUCUUAGUGGGAGUGUCAUCGACAUAGUUAUUAAGACUGGAAACUUAAGAACUGUGCCAGUAGAGUGUCAUGG